GCUUAAUGCUUCCGUCGUCUGUUGCUCAAUCAACUAGAAAACAAAAGUUUCUUCUCUUAAAGUAAACCGGGAUUUUACACGGUGCUGAUGUCUUGAAUUACGGAAUGAAUUCAACAUGGCCAAGCAAAAAGGAUCAGGAAGCGUGCAAAACCGGCCAAUUUACUCGCGGCUCUCAUACCUUUACCAAGCUGCAGCGCAUCUAGGUAGUGCUAGCAAUGACCAGAAAAUCGAUGCCACGACCAAGCAAGCUCUUGAAGACGGAGCACAUUCAACAGCAAGCCAAACACAAAAGUCCGAGAGUCAUGUAAAGCAAGCGAUGGCAAGGAACUUGCUCAAAGAAUUGCGGGCUAUCUCUCACAAAACCCAGAUUCGUAUAUCUCCUGCAAUCAAGCACACCAUCUGCAAGUCUUGUGACACUCUGCUUGUUGAAGGAGACACUUGCACCUCUACGGUUGAGAACAAGAGCAAAGGCGGCAAGAAGCCCUGGGCUGAUGUCUUGGUGGUCAAAUGCAAGACCUGCGGAGGCGUGAAGCGGUUCCCCGUCCAAGCCCCUCGACAGAAAAGACGGCCGCACCGCGAGGCCAAGGCUCAAGAAGAGCAACAUCAGACAAUGGUUCAAGGAGAAAACCUCGAGGCCAUGGUUCAAGACAAGCAACCCCGGGCCAUGGUUCAAGGCGAGCAAACACAAGCCAUGGAUACCAACGACGGCUGAAUUGGAUUAUCUCCAUCGCUUCCAUGUUAUGUUGAUAUCUUUCACGACGCGCCGGUGAGGUACUAGCCAAACACGAACUUAUUGCUAAGGAACCAAAAGAGCAGUGGCUGGA
Pseudomassariella vexata is the source of this 824-nucleotide messenger RNA. RefSeq names its product RNAse P Rpr2/Rpp21/SNM1 subunit domain-containing protein. Bases 116 to 712 code for a protein of 198 amino acids. Gene Ontology annotation, biological process: tRNA processing. NCBI's taxonomy places the organism in Eukaryota, Fungi, Ascomycota, Sordariomycetes, Amphisphaeriales, Pseudomassariaceae. The transcript is spliced from 2 exons. Gene Ontology annotation, cellular component: nucleolar ribonuclease P complex. The record is from RefSeq and is a predicted model, not a curated record.